AUGGUCCGCCGGGAGGGUCGAUCCGUUUACAACAAAAUAUAUCAGCUGGAUGCAGAAAUCCUUGGGCAGAGGGCAUCUCUGUCGAUUACCAGCGUAUCUGGUCACCUCAUGGAACAUGCUUUCGGACCGGAGAUGAAAAACUGGACUACUGUGCCGAUCGGUACGCUAUUCGAUGCGCCAAUAUACAGCGUAAUCCCAGAUGGGAUGAAGAAUAUUGCCAGGACGUUGAAGUGGGUUCAAUCGGCAAAAAGUGAUGUACUGGUGAUCUGGACCGAUUGUGAUCGCGAGGGUGAGAGUAUCGGAGCUGAGAUUGCGAAGGUAUGCUUGGAAACCAAUCGACAGAUUGAUGUCUAUCGUGCUAAAUUCUCUGAGAUAACUCCACGUGCCAUUGAGAAUGCUGCACGUCAUCUCACCAGGUUAGAUCAGAAAGUUGUAGAUGCGGUCGAUUGUCGCUCUCAACUGGAUUUGAGAAUAGGUAGGGAUCUGAUUCGCUUGAGCCUUGUAAACCUCUUUUCUUCCUUUAAUGACUUACUAAAUGGUAUAAGCAUUUUCGGUAAACGAGUCGUCAGCUAUGGUUCAUGUCAAUUUCCAACGCUUGGAUUUGUUGUGGAACGAUACAAAGCAAUUGAAAGAUUUGUCGUUGAAACAUUUUGGAAACUCGUUGUUGAACACAAGAGGGAAGACAAAAAGGUAGCCGAAUUCACCUGGGAUCGUGUACGUCUGUUCGAUCAGGAUAUCGUCCAGAUCCUAUAUGACGACUGUAUGGAAGCUAGAGCUGCAAAGAUCGAAACCGUUACCAGUAAACCGAAAACGAAUUAUCGACCGCAACCGUUGGAUACCGUACAACUGGAGAAAUUGGCUGUUCGAAAACUGAGGAUGAGUGCUAAGCAAGCCAUGGAUAUAGCCGAAAAACUCUAUAACAAAGGUUAUAUUUCUUAUCCAAGAACGGAAACGAACAAAUUUCCCAAGAAUAUGGACUUAUCAGCCCUGGUGAGACAACAGACGACUUCUCCCAAAUGGGGUGACUUUGCAGCUGAGGUAUUGGAACACGGUCCCAAUCCUCGGAAUGGCACGAAGUCGGACGAAGCUCAUCCGCCGAUUCAUCCACUGAAACAUGUUGCUGAGUACGUGACGCCUUCUAUCCUAAGACAAUUCGUAACUUCAAGAAACUCGCGUCGGGGUACGUUUGUUAUGCGAAUUGGAGGAGAGACGUUCCAUGCCACUGGCCUUUGUGUACAGGAUCUAGGAUAUUUACGGGUAUAUAUUUACGACAAAUGGGGUAGCAAAGUGUUACCGAUUUAUAUGGAAGGAGAAGAGCUCACUGAUUAUCGUCUUCGAAUAGCAGAUGGGCAAACACAGCCACCUGAACUACUUAAUGAAGCCGACUUAAUCGCCCUGAUGGAUAAAUAUGGUAUUGGUACUGAUGCAACACAUGCUGAACAUAUUGAGAAGAUUAAGACAAGGCAGUAUGUGGGCGUUCGUGACGAUGGGCGUUUUAUUCCCGGAUUUCUCGGUCUCGCUCUCGUCGACGGCUAUGAUGCUAUGGGUUACGCCAUGAGUAAACCGCAAUUGAGAGCAGAUUUGGAACGCCAACUGCAGGCCAUAUGUGCUGGAGAGCGUACGAAACAGGAGGUGCUAACCGAACAGUUGGAAAAAUAUCGACGAAUUUUCGUUCAAACCGAAGCAAAGGUCAAUCUCCUUUCCGAGGCCUUCGCCAGGUAUUUGAAUUCGAACUCAAACGGUCUAGCAGCUGCAGCCGCCAAUAUUGGAAGGGGUGGAGAUAAUGGUGGGCGUCGAAGAGGAGCAACUUCUUCUAACAGAAGGACUAAUCGGCUUCCAUACUUUCAAAAUGUCCCUAUAAACCCUAAAAUGGAAAUAGUCAACUUAUAUAUUUUUAUAUCAGAUAAUAACUUUGGAGACCGGAAUGGCAGUGCAGGACGACAAUCGAGAGAUAACGGCACUGGUACUAGGCAAUGUACUUGUGGAUUAGAUGCUGUACAAAGGACAGUACAAAAAGAGGGUCAGAACAAAGGGAAGAAGUUUUGGACCUGUUCAAAACCAAUGGGACAACCGGAUAAGUGCAAUUUCUUCGAAUGGGUUUGA
This is a messenger RNA of Haemonchus placei, 2103 nucleotides long. The record is from the annotation of a GenBank genome assembly. Lineage: Eukaryota; Metazoa; Nematoda; Chromadorea; Rhabditida; Trichostrongylidae.